Pistacia vera is the source of this 2404-nucleotide messenger RNA. RefSeq names its product heat shock 70 kDa protein. Gene Ontology annotation, molecular function: ATP-dependent protein folding chaperone; heat shock protein binding; ATP hydrolysis activity. The record is from RefSeq and is a predicted model, not a curated record. The coding region runs from base 173 to 2146 and encodes 657 amino acids. Lineage: Eukaryota; Viridiplantae; Streptophyta; Magnoliopsida; Sapindales; Anacardiaceae. Gene Ontology annotation, biological process: cellular response to unfolded protein; protein refolding. Gene Ontology annotation, cellular component: cytoplasm. The transcript has a single exon.
UUUCCACUAGUAUUUUCUCGAACUUUCUCGGGAAUUCUUAAAAUAUCUCUAUAAAAUCAACUUCUUGUUCCAAACCCACUUCAGAUUUUCCCUCAAAACAAUCAGAAAACGCUCAAAAUAUCUUCUUUAACUCUUUUAUCUGAUCGAUUUCAUCGGAUUAUUCUGAUUCAAAAUGGCGAGUACAAGCGAAGGCAAAGCAAUUGGCAUAGACCUCGGCACGACUUACAGCUGCGUGGGCGUGUGGCAAAACGACCGCGUAGAGAUCAUAGCCAACGACCAAGGCAACCGCACGACGCCGUCCUACGUGGCGUUCACGGACACCGAGCGGUUAAUCGGCGACGCUGCGAAGAACCAAGUGGCCAUGAAUCCGCAAAACACAGUGUUCGAUGCGAAAAGACUCAUCGGUCGUCGUUUCUCCGACCCGACGGUCCAAAGCGACAUGAGGCACUGGCCUUUUAGGGUGAUUCCGGGACCCGGAGAGAAGCCGAUGAUCGUUGUUCAGUACAAAGGAGAAGAGAAACAGUUCUCUCCUGAAGAAAUAUCGUCCAUGGUGCUGACGAAAAUGAGAGAAAUCGCGGAAGCUUAUCUCGGUCAGAGUAUAAAGAACGCAGUGGUGACGGUCCCGGCGUAUUUUAACGACUCUCAGCGGCAGGCCACGAAGGACGCCGGAGUGAUCGCGGGGCUUAACGUGAUGAGAAUCAUUAAUGAACCAACUGCUGCGGCCAUUGCUUAUGGUUUGGACAAGAAAGCUUCAAGAAAAGGCGAACAAAACGUGCUGAUUUUCGACCUCGGCGGCGGGACAUUUGAUGUCUCAUUGUUGACGAUCGAAGAAGGGAUCUUUGAAGUUAAAGCCACGGCGGGAGAUACACAUCUGGGCGGUGAAGAUUUUGACAACAGGAUGGUGAAUCAUUUUGUGGCGGAGUUUAGAAGAAAGAAUAAGAAAGAUAUCAGCGGCAACGCUCGAGCUUUAAGGAGAUUGAGAACUGCGUGCGAAAGGGCGAAGAGAACUUUAUCUUCCACCAGUCAAACGACAAUCGAGAUUGAUUCUUUGUACGAAGGGGUUGAUUUUUAUGCGACGAUUACCAGAGCCAGGUUCGAGGAGCUGAACAUGGAUUUGUUCAGGAAGUGUAUGGAGCCUGUGGAGAAGUGUUUGAGAGACGCCAAGGUUGAUAAAAGUCAUGUUGAUGAAGUGGUUCUUGUCGGUGGAUCCACCAGAAUCCCGAAAGUUCAGUCGCUUUUGCAGGAUUUCUUCAACGGGAAGGAGCUCUGUAAGAGUAUUAACCCCGAUGAAGCUGUGGCGUAUGGAGCGGCGGUUCAGGCUGCCAUUCUGACCGGGGAAGGAAACGAGAGGGUUCAAGACUUGUUGCUUCUUGAUGUUACGCCUCUGAGUCUUGGCCUUGAAACUGCCGGUGGAGUGAUGACUACUUUGAUUCCAAGGAACACGACGAUCCCUACCAAGAAAGAGCAGAUUUUUUCGACCUAUUCGGAUAAUCAACCGGGCGUUUUGAUCCAAGUUUAUGAAGGCGAGCGGGCGAGAACGAAGGAUAAUAAUCUUCUUGGGAAGUUUGAGCUCACCGGGAUCCCUCCUGCGCCAAGAGGAGUUCCCCAAAUCAAUGUGUGUUUUGACAUUGAUGCUAAUGGCAUUCUCAAUGUCAGCGCGGAAGAUAAAACGGCUGGUGUGAAGAACAAGAUCACCAUUACGAAUGAUAAAGGGAGGUUGAGCAAGGAAGAGAUUGAGAAUAUGGUGAAGGAGGCGGAGAGGUACAAGGCUGAGGAUGAGGAGGUGAAGAAGAAGGUGGAGGCGAAAAAUGGAUUGGAGAAUUAUGCAUAUAACAUGAGGAACACCAUUAAGGAUGAGAAGUUUUCCGGGAAACUGAAGCCAGAGGAGAAGGAGAAGAUCGAGAAGGCGGUGGCUGAGACCAUAGAGUGGCUGGAUGCGAACCAGUUGGCUGAAGUUGAUGAGCUCGAGGACAAGUUGAAGGAGUUGGAGGGGAUUUGCAAUCCCAUUAUUGCUAAGAUGUACCAGGGCGGCGCUGGUGCUGACAUGCCAACGGGUGAUGAUAUGCCGGGUGGCGCCAGCAGCUAUGGUGGUGGCUCAGCCGGGUCUGGAGGAGGUGCAGGGCCGAAGAUUGAAGAAGUUGAUUAAAAUUCAUGUUUUGAGGGCCUUGAAGAACAGAGUUGGUGUGCUCUGUUUUGAUUUUUGACUGCUCUGUUUCCCGUGUUGGUCCGGGUCAUGGAUUGAUCCAUUGGGAUUUGUAUAUGGGUUGGGUUAAGGUUUGCAUGUAAAAUGUUUUGGUUUUUUCUUCUUUUACAAAAAUAGAGUAACAUAAUGUAAGGUGUAGUAAGAGCAUAAAUACUCUUUUCUAAAUAAAGUUUUUGAUAUAUAUUAUCAAAUGUUUUUUAA